AUGCUGAUGGUCGAUACCUGCGCUAGUGGUGAGGAGAAGCCGGUUUGCGUCAAUUGCCAGAGACAGGGCGACACAUGCGACUACAGCAUCAGGCUGAACUGGGAGGGGCGCGGGAAGAAGAAAUCGGUAAAUCCGUCAUCGACGGGAACGACUGUAGCCAAAUCAGUUGCAACAGCAUCAGGAGGAGGAGGAGGAGGAGGAGGAGGAGGAGGAGAAGUGGCCAUGCAGGCAUCCGCUUCCUCUCCGUCGAGACGACCAACAGCCGAGGGUGUGCAGCCUAAUCGACUUGUCAACGACAAGCUCUGGGGGGACGGUGUCCGUCAUGCCUCGCCGACAGAGAACGGUAAAAGUAAUCACAGUCUGAUGCCUGCAUUCUCUGCACAUCAUCGUCGUCAUCAUCAUCUUCCUCCAAGGACUACAACAACAUAUCCUCAGUCGGCUUCGAAUUAUACGACCGCGAACAGUUAUCCAUCGCCUGCGUCCGUUGUUUUCCCGAGAGACGACUCGUCAACACUCCCCCAGGUCCAACUUUCUCCGUAUCCUUCACCCUCUGACUCCGCAGUUGCCAGCCCAGGGAUCUCCCCGUUUCAGCCGACGAGCACUUCUCCGCCAUUUACAUUCUUGCAGACCACGCUCAGCUCUCCUCCAGUUUAUCCCAGGCGGGCCCUGACCGGAGAAUCUCAUCGCGACGCCAAAAGGAUUAAGAUAUCACCACAGGGUUUUCAGGAUCUAGAUGUGAUGAGCCCGGGAUCUUACUCUCAGCCAGGAUCUGGCCCACGCGAUUCAAGCAAUACGCCUGGAGGAACCCUCUUUUCAUCCACCGAUUCCUCUGAUACGACUUCUGAAGAAGCUUAUCCCCCCCACCAGCAGGUACUUGGUCACCAGGAUGCGAGUGCGCGCCCUGAACUCCAGCGGGUGUCCGUACAGUCAUUACUGUCACAUUCUAUUGCCGAUGGGGCCUUGCCGCCAUCUGCUGAUAUUUGUCCCACCACCCGGGAGAACUCCGCUUCUGUCAUCGUGACUGGAUCGAGCGAAACAGCGGUUAGCUUUGGAUUCGACUGUGGCCGCGUCGACCUUGACAUCAAUAGAAACGACGAUUCAGCGGCAAUCGAGUACAAGAUUGCCACGCUGCAGCUGGCCUGCCCCGUCACUAGUCCUACCAUGACGUCGAGUUCGACCGACUCUGAGCGGGAUACCAAGAAGAGAGUGACUGCUCUAUUUACAAAGGGAGGAUACUAUGCUAGACCGGUACCCAUUAAUAUCCCACGAUAUCUAAUACCCUUGCCGGCCGCAUUGCAAGAGAGCCCCAUCAAUCUAUUGUACUUUUACCAUUUUCUAAACCACACCUCGAAGAUAUUGGUGCCCCACGAUUGCUCCAAUAAUCCAUUCUCUAACGUAUUACCAGCGAAUACAGUGGCCGUACAAGAUACAAACCUUCUGAACCUCUUACUCGCGUACUCCGCCAGCCAUCGCGCACGGCUGCUCGGUCACGCGGAGCCGUAUAACCGCAUUGCACACUGGACCCGCCAUGUCUUCCCCAAACUUCGCCAUGCGUUGGAUGACCCAAACGAAAAGAUCUCCGACACCAACCUUGCAACCGCCAUCAUGCUAGCAUCUCUCAAGAUCAUCAGCCCCAGCACAUUCGAGGUCCCAAUUCCAUGGGAAAGCCACUUAAAAUUGGCCCGCGGGCUGUUCCUGGCUAGGAGGCAGAUGCAGGUAAAGUAUUCGUCAGACCAGGUGGAGUUCUUUCUGUGUCGCUGGCUCGGAUACCUGGAUAUCCUGGGUAGCUUGUCGUCACGGCAAACCGAACCUCCCCUGCUCGGUGGCAACUAUUGGUCCACCGUCGCUCUUGACGAGCCCCGGAACCCCGGAAGUGAUCUCGAGAUCGAUUGCUUCACGGGAUUCACCCUCGAAUGCCGCUCGUUCUUCGUCCGUCUUGCGGAACUGAUCCACGAGUGCGAUGUCUGCCAAGUUGACCCCGUCACAGGUCGUCCCAUCUCGGCCUGGACGCCUCCUCCGCUCAUCCUCACGCGCGCCGAGAGACUGUUGUUCGACAUGACAUCGUCUCGCUCGCGCAACUACCAUCACCGCACGCACCAUGGCCUUCCUGAGCUUGGUGAUAUGGCGGCGCUGGACGACUCGUACCGCCUUACAGGCAUCGUGCAGUUGUACAGACGAGUGUUCUGCCUGAGUGCCUCCGACACCAAAGUCGUGGAGUCGAUAAACAUGCUGAUCGACUCGUUAGAUCGCGUUUCGCGCGGUGGAGCCACCGAAGUGUGUGCUUUGCUACCGCUCUUCACCGCAGGAUGCGAGACGCGGGAUACGACCCAGAGGCAGGCGAUUCGUGCGAGAUUCAAAGGGUUCGAGGGAGUGGGGAUGAAACAGUCCCGUUGA
This is a messenger RNA of Coccidioides posadasii C735 delta SOWgp, 2394 nucleotides long. The record is from RefSeq and is a predicted model, not a curated record. Lineage: Eukaryota; Fungi; Ascomycota; Eurotiomycetes; Onygenales; Onygenaceae.